UUAUGAUUGGAGGUGGACGCGCAGCAGAGAGCUCAUCAUGGCACCGAUGGGACUAAAAGCUAUCGUUGGAGAAAAGAUCAUGAACAAUGUCAUCAAGAAGGCAAGAGAGAAAGGAAAAUGGAAGGUGCUGGUGGUGGACAAGCUGAGUAUGAGGAUGAUCUCCUCCUGCUGUAAGAUGACAGACAUCAUGUCCGAGGGCAUCACCAUUGUAGAAGACAUCAACAAAAAGCGUGAGCCCCUGCCGAGCAUGGAGGCCAUUUACCUGAUCACUCCUUCAGAUGAGUCUGUCGAGGGUCUGAUCGAUGACUUCAGGGACCCACAAAAUCCAAGAUACAGAGGAGCUCACGUCUUCUUCACUGACACGAUCCCUGACAUGCUGUUUGGGCUCCUGACCAAAUCUCGCGCCUCCAAAGCGAUGAAGGCCUUGACUGAGAUCCACAUCGCCUUUCUGCCCUAUGAAUCUCAGGUCUUCUCCCUGGACAAAGUGGAUGCCUUUCAGGACUUCUACAGCCCGUUUAAGGCUGACGUGAAGAACAACAUGCUGGAGCGCUGUGCUGAGCAGAUCGCCACCCUCUGUGCCACUCUCAAAGAGUAUCCUGGAGUCAGAUACAGAGCGGAGUACAAAGACUGUGCAGUGCUGGCUCAGAUGCUUCAGGAGAAGCUGGACGGAUACAAAGCUGACGACCCGACCAUGGGAGAGGGUCCAGACAAGUCUCGCACUCAGCUGGUCAUCCUGGAUCGAGGCUUUGACUGCCUUUCGCCCGUCCUGCACGAGCUCACGCUGCAGGCCAUGUCCUACGACCUGCUGGGCAUCGAGAAUGACGUCUACAGUUUUGAGACCAGCGGGAUGGGGGAGACGAGAACGAAGGAGGUGGUGUUGGACGAGGAUGAUGACCUGUGGCUGACUCUGAGACACAAACACAUCGCUGAGGUGUCAACCGCUGUGACUCGCUCUCUGAAAGAGUUCUCCGCCGACAAAAAGAUGAACACGGGAGAAAAGACCACCAUGAAGGAGCUGUCUCAGAUGCUGAAGAAGAUGCCUCAGUACCAGAAAGAGCUCAGCAAGUACUCCACCCACCUCCACCUGGCUGAAGACUGUAUGAACCGCUACCAGGGCACUGUGGACAAACUGUGUCGCGUGGAACAGGAUCUGGCGAUGGGGAUGGAUGCAGAGGGAGAGAAGAUCAAAGAUCCCAUGAGGCUUAUUGUUCCCAUUCUGCUGGACGCCAACGUCACCGUGUCUGACAAGAUCCGCAUCAUCCUGCUCUACAUCUUCAUGAAGAAUGGUGUGACUGAGGAAAACCUGUGCAAGCUUCUUCAGCAUGCAAACAUCCCACCAGAGGACAGUGACAUCAUUUCCAACAUGGCCCACUUGGGCGUCCCCAUUGUCUCUGAGGGCACCACCAUCAAAAAACCCAAGAAGCCCGAUCGUAAGGAGCGAAUCAGCGAGCAGACCUACCAGCUGUCCAGGUGGACUCCACUCGUCAAGGAUCUCAUCGAGGACGCCAUUGAGGACAAACUUGACCCUAAGCAGUACCCUUACAUUUCUCAGCGUCAAGUUUCGGCAAAAGCCAGCGCUCCAUCCAGUGCACGCUACGGUAACUGGCACAAGAACCGGGGCCCCACAGAGAUGAAGACGGGGCCCAGGAUCAUCGUCUUCAUCAUCGGCGGGCUGACGUACAGCGAGAUGCGCUGCGUGUACGAGGUCACUCAGGCCAAUGGCAAGUGGGAGGCUCUGAUCGGUUCUACCCACAUCCUCACUCCCCCUAAGUACCUGAAGGAACUCCAGCACCCAGACUUCCUGGACCCCAACACCCCAGCAGAGGGCACUGAGGAGCCGCCUGCAGAGUGAAAAGACAUCUUGAGAAUCAGCAGACAUCUUCGCCCCCUCUCGCCUUCUGAAAGACAUGGAGAAAGAAGACCAGACUUAUCCCCACCCCAUCCUCUCCACCUCCCCUGACUUAACGUACAUCACAUACACUUUAUGUUUUAUAUGAUUCAGUUGUUUUAAACUCAAAGAGCAGACGUCAAAUCACAUCUUCAUGUGUGGAUGUCGAUCACAGUUCAGUGGAGGAGAUUGAUUAUUCUGUUGAAUACUGUUUACUGUAUAUUGUGAGAUGUUUCUGAUGUUGGAGGAGUAAUGUGUGUGAGUUAGUUUAUAUGACUGGAUGAGAUUAAGGACAAAUUAAAACAGAUUAUACUAUGACAGUUAUUCCACUCUGUUCCAGCCACCACAGACCAAACUGAUGUCUUCAUGUAAACUCGUGGACUUCACUCUAUCUGUGUUUUCAUCUCUAGUGUGUUUUCUCCCGUACACCACUCUCUCUGCUUUAUUUUCUAUUUCCUCUGAGCAUGCUGGUUUUAAUGUUGUGCUCUUCAUUCAGUAGCUACCACACCAUGCUGUACAAAUCAUCAGAUUGACAGUGAUGUGUCUGACCCUGGAAUAAAUGCCAACAUAAAGCCUCUCUGAUGGUGUAUUUAUAGCCGUAGAUCAAACGUGUCACAGAAUAAUACCCAGUGUAGUUGGAUUGUCUCUCGUGCUUUGUCUCAGUUGUUUUUUGCAGUGUUUCUUUCCUCCUGUAGAGACUCAGUUUACCUCUGGUUGAUCACCGUGUCGUUGUUGCUUUUUGUUGUAUUGUGAUUCUCUGUUACUAGUGUAUACUGUGUGUAAAGAGAGACCAAUUUAAAGACAAGUCUGUGCUUUUAUGUCCACAUGAACAAUACUCGCUGCAGGAUGGGUGUUAUGCUAAUAAAGUGGCUUCAAUAAAA
Messenger RNA from Notolabrus celidotus (New Zealand spotty), 2769 nucleotides. It is a transcript of the gene stxbp1b, whose product is annotated as syntaxin binding protein 1b. NCBI's taxonomy places the organism in Eukaryota, Metazoa, Chordata, Actinopteri, Labriformes, Labridae. The record is from RefSeq and is a predicted model, not a curated record. Gene Ontology annotation, biological process: intracellular protein transport; neurotransmitter secretion; vesicle-mediated transport. The transcript has 20 exons. Bases 38 to 1852 code for a protein of 604 amino acids. Gene Ontology annotation, cellular component: secretory granule; plasma membrane. Gene Ontology annotation, molecular function: syntaxin binding.